Leptopilina heterotoma is the source of this 1593-nucleotide messenger RNA. Its product is annotated as esterase FE4-like. Lineage: Eukaryota; Metazoa; Arthropoda; Insecta; Hymenoptera; Figitidae. The transcript has 7 exons. Bases 1 to 1593 code for a protein of 530 amino acids. The record is from RefSeq and is a predicted model, not a curated record.
AUGCAACCAACUGUAACCAUUUCCCAAGGAAAAUUAAAUGGCACCUUACAACAUAGUAGAUAUGGAAGAAUUUAUUCAGCAUUCCUCGGAAUACCAUUUGCUGAACCACCAAUUAACAAUUUAAGAUUCAGUAAUCCACGACCAGGAAAAAAUUGGAAUGGAAUAAGACAAGCAAAUCGUUUCGGAAACAUAUGUCCACAAUAUAAUGGACUUAAAAUCUUAGGCAGUGAGGAUUGUUUAUUUUUAAACGUUUUCACACCAGUUGUAAAUUUCACCUCAUCUUCGAAACAAUAUCCCGUAAUGGUUUGGCUUCACGGUGGUGUUUUUUAUUUUGGAAGUGGUAGUUUUUACGGAGCUCAAAAUCUAUUGGACAGGGAUAUUGUUUUGGUGACGAUUAAUUAUCGAUUGGGAAUAUUUGGAUUUUUAACAACUGGCGACAAAGCAUCGCCUGGAAAUUAUGGUCUGAAAGAUCAAUUGUUAGCAUUAAAAUGGAUUCAAAGUGAGAUUCAUAAUUUUGGAGGUGAUCCAAAACAAGUUACAUUAUUCGGUGAAAGUGCUGGUGCUGCAAGUAUUACUCUUCAUGCCAUUUCUGAACAGAGUAAAGAUCUCUUUCAAAAAUAUAUUUUACAAAGUGGAAACUUAUUGAGUCCAUGGGCUUAUAGGGACAAUAAAGCACAAAAAUUACACUUAAGAGGAAUUGCAGGUUUACUUUUUUGUCCCUAUUUAUUUUCGAAAAAUCUAGUUAAAUGCAUGAGACGAAGAAGUAUGAGAAGUAUAAUGUUGAUCAAUUCUCCGUUUCGAUUUAUUGCAUGGACACCGACAAAUGAACCAAAUAUCGAAGGAGCUUUUUUGACCGAAAAUCCUGCGUUUUUAGUUGAUCGAAUAAGAGACAUGCCUUUUAUUGCUGGCAUUAACAGAAAUGAAGGACUAAUAGUCACCAGUUUUCUACAACGAUUUAAAUUUCUGACCACUAUCGUCAAGUUAUUCUCAAGACUAAUCGUUUCCUUCAUUACCAAUUUUCUUCUCAGCAAAAAUGAAAAUCUGACUGAAGCCGUGAAUAAAUUUUACUUCAAUUGGAAAGUUAUAAUUGGAAACAAUAAAUUGUUCAUGACGAAUGCCACAAGAUUUUUAUCAGACGCCUUCUUUUUCUAUCCUCAAGUAAAAAUGCUGGAAACUCUUGCACCAAGAAUGAAAAAUUCGGCUUAUUUCUAUAAUUUUGCUUAUCGGGGGAAAUUUAGUUUUACAAAUGUCACAACUGGUAGCAAUGAGAAUAUUGGAGUUUCACACACAGACGAGCUUAAUUAUUUAUUUCCAGCAUCUCGAGUUGAUUAUAAACUAAAAUCAGGGAAUUAUACAGAAAAAGAUGAUUUUAUAGUCGAUGCAAUGAUUGACCUUUGGACUUCUUUUGCAACAACUGGAAAACCGGUUUCAAAAAAUUUGGAGACACCUGAUCUUUGGAAGCCAUUUGAUAGUAAGAGAAGUAAUCAUUUAAUGAUUGGAGACUUUAACAACAACACGAAAAAUUCGAUAAUCCUUGCUGAUUCAUUUUAUUCCGAGAGGAUGAAUUUUUGGAAAAAGAAUGCACCGAAUUGA